Helianthus annuus (common sunflower) is the source of this 687-nucleotide messenger RNA. RefSeq lists its product as uncharacterized. The transcript is spliced from 2 exons. NCBI's taxonomy places the organism in Eukaryota, Viridiplantae, Streptophyta, Magnoliopsida, Asterales, Asteraceae. The coding region runs from base 1 to 687 and encodes 228 amino acids. The record is from RefSeq and is a predicted model, not a curated record.
AUGUCAAACUUGUCAAAGCUUGAAUUCGUUGCACUUGAAAUCUCGGGCAACAACUAUCUCUCGUGGACUCUUGAUGCUAAAACUCAUUUAGAAGCAAAGAGUCUAGAGGAGACGGUCAUUGAUGGGAAUAAAACCUCCCUUCAAGAAAAAGCUAAAGCAAUGGCAUUCCUCCGUCAUCAUCUUGAUGAAGACCUGAAGAGGGAAUACCAUACUGUCGAGGACCCUCUCGAGUUAUGUAAAAACAUUCAAGAACGAUUUGACCACCUGAAGUUGGUCUUACUCUCUAAAACUCACUGUGAAUGGGCUCACUUAAGGCUACGAGAUCAUAAAACUGUUAGUGAGUACAACUCUGCCCUUUUCCGCAUCACCUCUAAGUUUAAAUUAUGCGGUGAACAAAUCACCGAUAAAGACAUAAGAAAUAUGUAUACCAGCUCUAGCAGAGCUAUUAUUGGUGAUGAAUGUUUGGUAGAUAGCGGUAGUACUAACACUAUUCUCAAAGAUAUGAAAAUUUUCUCUGAGUUGUCUCCGGCAGAGACACCGAUUGGUACUAUAUCUGGUGUCAGUAACCUUAUCGAAGGCUCCGGUAGAGCACACAUAAUAUUAUCUUCGGGUACCCAAUUAACUAUUGAUAAUGCAUUAUUUUCUAGUAAAUCCAGAAGAAAUUUACUUAGCUUUAAAGAUAUUUGA